This is a messenger RNA of Penicillium pulvis, 333 nucleotides long. RefSeq names its product putative Yippee zinc-binding protein Moh1. Gene Ontology annotation, cellular component: ubiquitin ligase complex. The transcript is spliced from 2 exons. Lineage: Eukaryota; Fungi; Ascomycota; Eurotiomycetes; Eurotiales; Aspergillaceae. The record is from RefSeq and is a predicted model, not a curated record. Bases 1 to 333 code for a protein of 110 amino acids.
AUGGGUCUCACAUACAAUAUCUACUUGACUUCCAACAAGAUCUUUGGUUGCAAGUCAUGCAAGACACAUCUUGCAGACUAUAACGACAUCAUAAGUCGGAACUUCCGGGGCCAACACGGCAAAGCAUACUUAUUCAACAUGGUCGUCAAUGUCAACCAGUCCGACGCCGUGGAGCGUAGCAUGACCACCGGCCGCCAUAUCGUACGUGACAUCACCUGCCGCCAGUGCAACGAAACCGUAGGAUGGAAGUACGACAAAGCAUACGAGGCCAGCGAGAAAUACAAAGAAGGGAAAUUCAUUUUGGAGGAGGAACUGCUCUGCAUCGUGUGCUAA